Messenger RNA from Arabidopsis thaliana (thale cress), 1831 nucleotides. RefSeq names its product aspartyl/glutamyl-tRNA(Asn/Gln) amidotransferase subunit. The transcript has 8 exons. The record is from RefSeq and is marked reviewed. Lineage: Eukaryota; Viridiplantae; Streptophyta; Magnoliopsida; Brassicales; Brassicaceae. Gene Ontology annotation, biological process: male meiosis II. The coding region runs from base 309 to 1574 and encodes 421 amino acids.
CACACACACACACACAUCUCUCGCAAAAGCUAUUUGGGGAUUUUCAAAUUUGAAAACAAAAGACUCACAGAGACUCAGACCCACCACCACCACCAACAUUCUCUUUCUCUCUCACUUUCUCGGGAAACUAUUUUUCCCUCCUCAUUGAGAGUGUUUGGUUGUUGUAGGUUCCUCCAUCGCUGUUCCUUUUUUACCACCAAUAUAAUUCAAAUCACGACAUUACAGAAACGCUUCAUAAUUGAGUGACUGAGCCAUAAAUUCGAGACGCUCGGAUUUUACCGACGGAUCGGCUUGUUGAGUAGAGAGCCAUGGGUUGUCUCUUCGGUUGCUUCCGUGCUAAAGACGACGAAUCUACUACUGAUUCCGUUUCUCAAGCCAAACAUAACAGAGGUCAUGAGUCGAAGAAUCGUUUGUCAGCUUUGUUUCUAUCUGAAGCUUCGUCGCCUUGCCAUGAUGACAGAGAGGGAUCUAGUUUGAAUUCUAUGCAUAUUGAUAAAGAUCUCAAGGAUGACGCACAGUUUCUUAAAGUUUCCUGCGAAAUACCAGCGACACCAAUUGAAGUUAGGAACACAUCCAAAAAACUGGAAACUCCUAAAGGUGGUGAACAUUUACGAUCUUCCCCUUCCUGUAACUCUGAAGUAGUGUUUCACUUGAAUGAGAAAAAGAAUGAGCCCUGUGAAGAAAUGGGAAGAUCAUUAGAUACUUCAGAGCAAACUCCUAGCAGUUGCUUGACCGAUGCCCGGAACAAUGCAAGGAUCUCUUCUGCAUCUAGUGAUGAUAGUGAAGAAAGCAUUGGUACUGUGUUCAGGGAUGAGGUGGAUAGAACCGGCGUUAGAGAAAAGACAAAGUCAGUGCGGUCUGAAAUUGACUUUGGUCAAUCUUACUCUUCUAGUUCUUCCAAAAACAGAACUGCAAGCAAACCUGAAAUGGUUGGAAAAACUUCUAUCUCAGCUACCUCGCCUUAUACAACCUCAAUGAAGCUAUCCGAUGAGAUUCAAACCCCUGGAACCAUUUUUCCUGCAAAUAUGGAAUCAGCAGGAAGAGAGAGACGUAGAAUCAGGUCUCAGUUUGUGCAUUCAGCUUCCAAUCUAAUUGUGAAUGCCUCCCUAUGUAAGCUCCACGAAGAUUCAAAUGCGAACCUAGAACAAGCUAAAGUUCAGGCUUACAAAGAGAAGACAGAAAAUGAAUCUCCCACAUCAACAAUAUGUGGGGAAAAGUUGGAAGAGAGUUCAGAUGGAAAAAAACAGAUAGGUGAAAUUAGUAGUUCUCCUUUAUCCAUAAAUCCUGGAGACAGACCUAUCAUUGGAAUGGUUGCUGCUCAUUGGAAUGAGAAAGAGCAUUCUCAAAUCUCACCCAAAUGGUGGGAUGGUAAUGGGAUACCAAACUCUACAAACAAGUACAAAGAGGACCAGAAAGUGAGUUGGCAUGCAACACCUUUCGAAGAGAGAUUAGAGAAGGCACUUUCAGAAGAAGGUGGUCAAGGUUUCAUUCCUCCAAGGAGACUUGGAACAGUAGAAGAGUCUGAAAGGGACACAGCUAUAUCACAUCUGCGACAUUCAGUCAUUUCCUUUUGAAAGCCGUGUAGUGUCUACUGAGAUCCUGAAAUGGAGCAACGGUGAGGUCCCAUCGAGUCCUCUAGCCAAGUAAUGCCUCGCCAUCUCGGUCGUGGUUGUGUUUCUGUACUUGGGAGGGUUUUGUUUAGAUAGAAGCUCUUUCAUAGGUCCAUAUACUUGCUCAUUUGGUAUGGUGUGCAUGAAGAAAGAUGCGCUUGAAAUGCGAGGUUCUUCGCCUCUAUUUGCCAAAACCCUGUGCUCCACACUUACAAACUUAU